CUCUAAGCAAGUGUCAGCGUGCGAUACAUUUAUCAAGGCUAGAUUAGCUUGCAAGGAAUCCAGUUUUAGCAGAGAACACGUUCAUUCAGCUCUUUUACCGGUUCAUGAAAUUUUCUCCCAGGAGCUUGAAAUUCCAAUAAAAGUACAAAUUGAUUGCCGAAAAUGCUUAAACAUAGGAUAUUACCAUUCUUGAUAAGUUCGAUAAUAUGCACUCUUGCACUGGCAUCGGAUGAAAAUUUAGAUAGAACAAAAAGACAAGCUCCUAGCAUCAAUGUCCAUCAGAUUCCGAAGACUAGCUUCUCAUGUGUGGAUAAAAAAGUAGGAGACUACUAUGCUGAUCCUGAGACAAAUUGCCAAGUCUAUCAUGUAUGCAUACCAGGAAUGCAUAACAAACUGUCUCUAAUGAGCUUCGUUUGUCCUAAUGGAACUAUUUUCAGCCAAGCUACCAGAGUUUGUACUCCGUAUGAACGUGUCGAUUGUAGGUUGGCUUUGAAGUUUUACGAUAACUUGCACGGAAGCGCUAAUGAUAAACGUCCUAUCUAUGAAACUGAUAAUGAGUUUGAUAACUAUGUUCCGCAGCCUCAGCCAGCACCAAGAGAACCCGUGCAGCCUGUAAGACAACCAUCUAGAGGUAGAACCACAACUACCCCGCCUCCACCUCCGUCCAGAGAUCUUGGGGCACAACCACCAAGAAAUACACGCUUUCGAAUCGGCGGAAAUCAAUUUCGCGGUCAACAAGCUCCCCCAACUACCACUGUAGCUCCUGUUCGUACGACUACAUCUGCUCCAGCUCCUGUAAGAGUUGCAGUCAGACCAGCGCCACCGGCAUUCCGGCCACCAGUCCUAGGUGGGCGUCCUUCUCAAAUUGGAGCAGUAUCCAAUGUCCUUCCCCCCAGGCCUACUCCACGAGCCACCAUUUCCACGAGCACUUCUAGUUACAACUAUGAAUAUGAAUACGAAUAUGAUUACGAAGAUGAAAUCCCAGCUGUAGAUCAAGUCAACGCAAGAAGCAAAAGAGAGGCAGCCACCGCUGAGGAUUAUGACUCGGAAGCUUUCGAGCGAAAGUCAAGCAAAACCAGCUUCACUUGUGAAGAUAAGGUUGCCGGAGGGGUAUACGCCGAUGUAGAAAGCGACUGUGAAAUGUUCCAUAUUUGUGUUCCAAUGGGAAAGUAUAAGAUGCUUGAUUAUAAAGUCUUUUGUGCCAAUGGCACUGGAUUCGACCAAGAAACUGGUUCCUGUAGAGAAAAAGAGGAGUUUAACUGUGAAAAUGCUUUCUUGUUUUACCAGUUUCAGAAGCCACAUCAACCUACAUCUAGUAAAAAACCCAUUCUUAGCAAGAAAAUGUAUGCUAAGUCGAAAAAAGUCAUUCGCGCUGGUAAAGAAUAAACAAAAGAUUGCAUUACUUUCUGUUCGAUGAGUUUUCAUUCAGUAUUAGCGCAUUCACUUGCCAAUUAUAAACAUUGUACAGUAUUUUGGAUUCAUGCAAACAAAGCGAAAAUAAAUAAAUAAAUUUGUAAAGGAAAAAUUUGAAGCUUGCUCAGUCAAAUCCAAAUUUUCCUAAAAAAUGGAAAGAUUUUUUUUUAAAUAAAAGAACUCUUAUCUAUUCCAUCAUAAUUUCCCAAACUAUAUCUGAUUCCAUAAAUUAUUUUACUGCUAGAAACGUAAUUUUUUCUCCUAAAUUGAGCAUUUUGAAAAAUAAUCUGGAACAGCUAAAAUUCAACAAAUGAAAAACUGAAACCAAAUUAUUACUUAAAUUUACAAAUGUAGUGUUCUUAAGCAGAAGUUUGCUUCAUAAUCUAAGUUAUUGAGCGGCUUGCUGCGUAAAAUUUACACAGUUCGUUAGGUGUAAUUUUAAAAUUAUAAUCCUUUUCAAUGAAUAUAAAAAAAAUUGAUGAUAUAUUUUUGUAAUGCUGGUAAAAGCCAUACAUAUGUCCGCUUCCGCAGACAUAUUAUGUAAAAAACUUAAUGUUCAAAUUCCUUGUACAGAUAAUACUUGCAAUUAUAUUACAUACAAAUUUACCUACCGAAAUAUUUUAACAUGUAUUAGCUUUGUUAUUUAUUUUUGCAGUGGUAAGAAAAAUGUAUGAAUUGCUUUGUAUUGUUUAAAAAGCGCUUUGAAAAUGUUUGUUGUUAAUGUUUAUUGUAACUGAUGAGCAAAGUGCAAACUCACUUGAAAAUCUUUCUUCGGUGCCAAGCAUUUUAUAAAAAAUAA
Messenger RNA from Uloborus diversus, 2212 nucleotides. RefSeq lists its product as uncharacterized. Lineage: Eukaryota; Metazoa; Arthropoda; Arachnida; Araneae; Uloboridae. Gene Ontology annotation, molecular function: chitin binding. Bases 163 to 1386 code for a protein of 407 amino acids. The transcript has 4 exons. The record is from RefSeq and is a predicted model, not a curated record. Gene Ontology annotation, cellular component: extracellular region.